GGGGCGCCACGGGGCGGCUGAGGGGUCGUGAGGGGCUUCGGGGGGUCCUGAGGGGUCUGAGGGGCCUUAACGGGGCCUGAGGGGCUUUGGGGGGUCGUGAGGGGCUUUGGGGGGGUGUCUGAGGGACCUUAACGGGUCCUGAGGGGCUUUGAGGGGGGGGUCUGAGGGACCUUAACGGGUCCUGAGGGGUUUCGGGGGGUCGUGAGGGGUCUGAGGGGCCUUAACGGGGCCUGAGGGGCUUCGGGGGGUCGUGAGGGGUCUGAGGGACCUUAACGGGUCCUGAGGGGCUUUGUGGGGGAUCUGAGGGGCUUUGAGGGGUCUGAGAGACCUUAAGGGGCUGUGAGGAGAUUUGAGGGGCCGCUUCGAAGGGUUCGAGGGAUCGUGAGGGGCUCUCGGGGGUCUGAGCGACCUCGAGGAGGGUUCGCGAGGGCCUUUGAGGGAGCGCGAAGGCUCUGAGGGACUUCAAGGGGUCCGAGGGGCCGCGGCGAUGGUGGAGAAGGACGAGUCCGGCCCCGGCGGCAUCAGCGAGGAGGAGGCGGCUCAGUACGACCGGCAGAUCCGCCUCUGGGGGCUCGAGGCCCAGAAAAGGUUACGGGCGUCGCGGGUGCUGCUGGUGGGGCUGCGGGGGCUGGGGGCUGAGGUGGCCAAAAACCUCAUCCUGGCCGGGGUCAGGGGGCUCACCCUGCUCGACCAUCGCCAGGUUUCCCAGGAUGACUGUGGUUCCCAGUUCCUGAUCCCGGCGGGCUCUCAGGGUCGGAAUCGUGCCGAGGCAUCCCUGGAACGGGCCCAGAGCCUCAACCCCAUGGUGGAGGUCAGGGCUGAUCCCGAGAGCGUGGAUUCCAAACCCCAGGAAUUCUUCACCCAGUUCGACGCGGUGUGCCUGACGUGCUGCUCCCGGGAAUCCAUGGUGAGGAUCAACCAGAUCUGCCACAAGAACGGGGUCAAGUUCUUCACCGGGGACGUUUUCGGCUACCACGGCUUCAUGUUCGCCGACCUGGGCCACCACGAGUUCGUGGAGGAGAAGCCCAAGGUGGCCAAAGGCAGCUCGGGGCUGGAGGAUGGACCCGAGGCCAAACGGGCCCGGCUGGAGCCCCCCGAGACCACCAUGGUCAAAAAGCGCCUGGAAUUCUGUUCCCUGCGGGAAGCUCUG
Messenger RNA from Chiroxiphia lanceolata (lance-tailed manakin), 1150 nucleotides. It is a transcript of the gene SAE1, whose product is annotated as SUMO1 activating enzyme subunit 1. The transcript has 7 exons. Gene Ontology annotation, molecular function: SUMO activating enzyme activity. Lineage: Eukaryota; Metazoa; Chordata; Aves; Passeriformes; Pipridae. The record is from RefSeq and is a predicted model, not a curated record. Gene Ontology annotation, cellular component: cytoplasm; SUMO activating enzyme complex. The annotation marks the transcript as partial. Gene Ontology annotation, biological process: protein sumoylation.